GCGGGGCCAAGGCUGCCGCCGCGGUGUUGACUUUCGAUUUGCUUCCCAACUUUUUUGAGGGAGCUCCACACGCGCGGGCAACUGUGGAAGCUUGAGUUCCAUGCCCCGUUGCCCGAUCCACGAGACAGAGACAUCAAGACCACAGAUUGGACGGCCAGCAACACGAGAAGCUCUGUUAAGCCGCCGCCAUGUCGCUCAACAUCCCCAGCGCGCCAAAUGCUGGCCUCUUCAAGCAGGGCUACAAUAACUACGACUCGGAAGAUGGCGCCGUCUUGCGCAACAUCGACGCCUGCCGGGCCAUCUCGUCGACCGUCCAGACGUCGCUGGGCCCCUACGGGCGCAACAAGAUCGUCAUCAACCACCUGCAGAAGAUGAUUCUCACCUCCGACGCCGCCACUAUCCUGCGCGAGCUUGAUGUCGUGCACCCCGCCGCCAAGCUGCUCGUCAUGGCCAGCCAGCAACAAGAGUCCGAGAUGGGCGAUGCCACCAACCUCGUCAUCGUCCUUGCCGGCGAGCUGCUGAGAAAGGCCGAGGACCUGCUGCGCAUGGGGCUGAAGACGUCCGACAUCGUCACCGGGUACGAGCGCGCCCAGAAGAUCGCCCUCGACACCCUCGAGGAGCUCGAGAUCGACAAGGUGGAGGACCUGAGGUCGCAGGAGGAGCUCAGCAAGGCCAUCCGGACCGUCAUCGCCAGCAAGCAGAACGGCAACGAGGACUUCCUGGCGAACCUCGUCUCCGAGGCCGUCCUCUCGGUGCUGCCCAAGAACCCGGCCAACUUCAACGUCGACAACGUCCGCGUCGUCAAGGUCAUGGGCGGCAGCCUGGACCAGAGCCGCGUCGUCAGGGGCAUGGUGUUCGCCAAGGUGCCCGAUGGGUCGGUCAAGGCGGCCAAGAACGCCAAAGUCGGCGUGUUCACCUGUCCGAUAGACAUCUCCCAGACGGAGACUAAGGGCACCGUGUUGUUGCACAAUGCCAAGGAGAUGCUAAACUUUACCAAGGGUGAGGAGGAGCGGCUCGACGCCGCCAUCAAGGAGCUGCACGACGUCGGCCUGCGCGUCGUCGUGGCGGGCUCCACCGUCGGCGAGCUCGCCAUGCACUACUUGAAUCGGUACGGCAUCUUGGUCAUCAAGAUCCUCAGCAAGUUCGAGCUGCGACGGCUGUGCAGAGUUGUCGGCGCCACGCCGCUCGCCCGGUUCGGCGCGCCCAUGCCCGACGAGAUGGGCAACAUCGACGUGGUGGAGACGCAGGAGAUUGGCGGCGACCGGGUGACGGUCUUCAGACAGGAGGACGAGGCGACGCGGACGGCCACGAUCGUCGUCCGCGGCGCCACGCAGAACCACAUGGACGACAUUGAGCGGGCCAUUGACGACGGUGUCAGCGUCGUCAAGGCCAUCACCAAGGACCCCAGGCUUGUUCCCGGCGCUGGUGCCACAGAGGUCGAGCUCGUCGAGAGGAUACAGGCCGUUGCCGAUAAGACGCAGGGGCUGGCGCAGUAUUCGAUCAAGAAGUACGGCGAGGCCUUCGAGGUGGUGCCGCGGACGCUGGCCGAGAGCGCCGGUCUGGAUGCCACCGAGGUUCUCAGCAGACUGUACGCCGCCCACCAGAAGGAGGAUGGCUGGUCGACGGGCGUCGAUAUCGAGAACCAAGACAACACCGGCACACUGGACGCCGAGGACGAGGGCAUCCUGGACCUGCUGGUGAGCAAGCAGUGGGCCAUCAAGCUUGCCACCGAAGCAGCCCGCACGGUGCUCUCAGUCGACCAGAUCAUUGUCGCCCGGCAAGCUGGCGGGCCGAAGCCGCCUGGUCCUAACCCUAACUGGGACGAGGAUUGAACGCGAUGGUCCUAACUAAGUGGUGUUCGCUCUCUCGGGCCGGGAAAAGGGGUUCACUUGCAUUUAGACUCCAGGAAUUCAAUGUCAACGUCCAAUAUCACACCCACGGCUGGUGUACGUGAACCUACACAAGCUGCUGCAGCGUGUUCUGCGCUCUCCCGCGCCAUCAUUGAAAUCACGUUGCCUUCGACUCCUUGCUCGGUGUUCGCGGUCAUGGAUCCCUUCCCUCCGCUUCGGCCAGCAUUCACCGUUGGUCCGGCUUGUAUAAAGUUUCAACAACCUCUCCUGAGAGACUCGCCGAGUAUGUCGCCCAGGUGGCACCCCCAGGGUCUUCC
Messenger RNA from Thermothielavioides terrestris NRRL 8126, 2167 nucleotides. RefSeq lists its product as uncharacterized. The record is from RefSeq and is a predicted model, not a curated record. Gene Ontology annotation, biological process: protein folding. The coding region runs from base 189 to 1832 and encodes 547 amino acids. The transcript has 4 exons. Gene Ontology annotation, cellular component: chaperonin-containing T-complex. NCBI's taxonomy places the organism in Eukaryota, Fungi, Ascomycota, Sordariomycetes, Sordariales, Chaetomiaceae. Gene Ontology annotation, molecular function: ATP binding; ATP-dependent protein folding chaperone; ATP hydrolysis activity.